GGCGGGCGGGAGGGAGAGUGAGUGAGCGAGGCAGCCCAGGACCCAGGCUCCAGUCUCCCCUGCCUCUCCAGGCCAUGGGCCCCCUGCCAGGUAAGGGCACUGGCCAAGGCCCAAUGAGGGCAGGGCAGGCCCCUUUCCUCACGGGGCCUGCUCAGAGUUCAAGGGUUCUGGAGAGAUCAUCCAGGCUUCCUUUAAACUGCUGCUGCAGCUGAGGCUAGAGUUUGGAGUUUGACCUUUGUGGAACCUUUCUCAGCAGCAGGCAAGAAGGCAGGGUCUCUGCUGUCCUCUGCUGCUCCCUGCUGCAAAGGACAGGACAUCCCAGGGGUCUCCCUUUGCACAGCCACUGCCUUCGGCCUCUGAAGUCCCCGAGACCCUAGGGCAGUAGAGCCUGCAUCCUGAAGAAGCCAGCAAGCACAUCUGUUGGAGCCUACUUCUUCAGGAUUACAGUUUAUACAGAAGACCAGCUGAAACACCCAGACUGCAGACUCACGCCCACUGGAAGCCUACCUCUUCAGGAUUGCAGUUUAUACAGAGGGCCAGCUGAAACACCUAGCCUCGUGGAACUAGACUCUUGGACUUCCCAUUUACAGCUGUCCAUUGUUGGGACUAGCGGCUCAUUCAGCACCAUGGAGAGUGCCACCAUCAGCCCUCAGCCCCCACAGUCUGACUCCCUGGAGGCCUUUCCCCAGAAGAGCAUGGAGCCUGCAGACAUCGCUGUCCUAGUUCUGUACUUCCUCUUUGUUCUGGCUGUUGGAUUAUGGUCCACAGUGAGGACCAAACGAGACACAGUGAAAGGCUACUUCCUGGCUGGAGGGGACAUGGUGUGGUGGCCAGUGGGUGCAUCCUUGUUCGCCAGCAAUGUUGGAAGUGGACACUUCAUUGGCCUCGCUGGGUCUGGUGCUGCUGUGGGCAUUUCUGUCGCUGCCUAUGAGCUUAAUGGCUUGUUUUCUGUGCUGAUGCUGGCCUGGGUCUUCCUUCCUAUCUACAUUGCUGGCCAGGUAACCACGAUGCCAGAAUAUCUAAGGCGGCGCUUUGGGGGCAACAGGAUCUCCAUCACCCUGGCUGUGCUCUACCUGUUCAUCUACAUCUUCACCAAGAUCUCGGUCGACAUGUAUGCAGGGGCCAUCUUCAUUCAGCAGUCCUUGCAUCUGGAUCUGUACCUGGCCAUAGUAGGGCUGCUGGCAAUCACAGCUCUGUACACUGUUGCAGGAGGUCUGGCCGCUGUGAUCUAUACAGAUGCUCUGCAGACUGUUAUCAUGCUUAUAGGAGCCUUCAUCCUCAUGGGCUACAGUUUUGCAGCUGUUGGUGGAAUGGAAGGCCUGAAGGACCAGUACUUCUUAGCCCUGGCUAGUAACCGGAGUGAGAACAGCAGCUGUGGGCUACCCCGAGAAGAUGCCUUCCACAUCUUCCGAGAUCCAUUGACAUCUGAUCUCCCCUGGCCUGGGAUCCUGUUUGGCAUGUCCAUCCCAUCUCUCUGGUAUUGGUGUACAGAUCAGGUGAUUGUUCAGCGGAGUCUGGCUGCCAAGAACCUGUCUCAUGCCAAAGGCGGCUCCCUGAUGGCUGCGUACCUGAAAGUGCUUCCUCUUUUCCUGAUGGUGUUCCCUGGGAUGGUCAGCAGAGUCCUCUUCCCAGAUCAAGUAGCCUGUGCGCAUCCUGACAUCUGCCAGAGGGUCUGUAGCAACCCCUCUGGCUGUUCAGACAUCGCGUACCCCAAACUUGUGCUGGAACUUCUGCCCACAGGACUCCGUGGGCUCAUGAUGGCUGUGAUGGUGGCGGCUCUCAUGUCCUCCCUCACCUCCAUCUUUAACAGUGCCAGCACCAUCUUCACCAUGGACCUGUGGAACCACAUCCGGCCACGGGCAUCUGAAAGGGAGCUCAUGAUUGUGGGCAGGAUAUUUGUGUUUGCCCUGGUGCUGGUCUCCAUCCUCUGGAUCCCCAUUGUGCAGGCCAGCCAGGGAGGGCAGCUUUUCAUCUACAUUCAAUCCAUCAGCUCCUACCUGCAGCCACCUGUGGCCAUGGUCUUCAUCAUGGGAUGUUUCUGGAAGCGUACCAAUGAAAAGGGUGCCUUCUCAGGCCUGAUCUUGGGCUUGCUGCUGGGACUGGUCAGGCUGAUCCUGGACUUUGUCUACGCGCAGCCUCGGUGUGACCAGCCUGAUGACCGGCCAGCUGUGGUGAAGGAUGUCCACUACCUCUACUUCUCCAUGAUUCUGUCUUUUACCACCCUCAUCACUGUGGUCACUGUGAGCUGGUUCACAGAGACACCCUCCAAAGAGAUGGUCAGCCGCCUGACUUGGUUCACUCGUCAUGAACCUGUGGCCCAGAAGGACUCAGCACCACCAGAAACCCCCCUGUCUCUAACCCUUUCUCAGAAUGGGACUACAGAGGCCCCUGGCACCAGCAUCCAGCUGGAGACAGUUCAAGAAAGUACGACCAAAGCCUGUGGCGAUGGUGUGUCUCCCAGGCAUUCCAAGGUGGUGAGGGCUAUCCUGUGGCUCUGUGGGAUGGAAAAGAACAAAGAGGAGCCCCCAAGCAAAGCGGAACCUGUCAUAGUUUCCUUGGAGGAAAAUCCCUUGGUGAAAACCCUGCUUGACGUCAACUGCAUUGUGUGCAUCAGCUGCGCCAUCUUCCUUUGGGGAUACUUCGCAUAACUCAGGGUCCGAUUUCCUCUACAACGCAGGCUUGCAGAGAUCUGAAGUACAGACCUCCUCUAGAUCUUCAACUCACUCUCCGUGGUAAAGUUUAUAAACUUGUUACCAGCCUCCAUGCCCAGCUGCUGACCGUGCCAGCCUCUGACCUCGCUGCUUGCUACCCCCAGUUCUAGCCUCACCACCCCCCCUCCUCAGCACUUUUUUGGUUAUUUUUGUUGAGUUAAGGUCUUACUAUGACUCACCUGGAACUUGCUUUGUAGACCAGGCUGG
Messenger RNA from Mus musculus (house mouse), 2918 nucleotides. RefSeq names its product solute carrier family 5 (sodium/glucose cotransporter), member 11 (gene Slc5a11). Gene Ontology annotation, molecular function: myo-inositol transmembrane transporter activity; transmembrane transporter activity. The coding region runs from base 627 to 2648 and encodes 673 amino acids. The transcript is spliced from 19 exons. Gene Ontology annotation, biological process: transmembrane transport; carbohydrate transmembrane transport; myo-inositol transport. Gene Ontology annotation, cellular component: membrane; apical plasma membrane. The record is from RefSeq and is a predicted model, not a curated record. NCBI's taxonomy places the organism in Eukaryota, Metazoa, Chordata, Mammalia, Rodentia, Muridae.